UCUUCUUAAACUUUUAUCAAAUAUAUGAGCCACACGAGUAUAUGACCUUUGAUUCAAAAGAAAAGGGGAAUAGAAUACUGAACAAAGGAAAAUGACGCAGGUGAUGUGAUCAGUUUUGUCGAAAAAGAAUAUUAGUUGAGAUAUGUUGGUUUCAUACUUUUGAUCUUUUUUUGUUAGUUUAUGUUAUUACUGUAUCUAUUAGACGAUGAAUUACAUUAUGCAUAGAUAAACAAUUAAAUCACUAGUCAUUUUGGCAAUCAUACUUUGAAAAACCACCCCAUCCGCAAUAAGUCAAGUCAUCAUUAAAUUACCACAUCAUGCAUGAUAUCAAAUUUCAUAUAAUAUUAAUAUCUAGUAGUAGCUAGUAGUACUAUAUAAUAAACAUUAAAUAAAUCCCACUAGAUGCAUUCUUAAGAGAAAUCUUCCAAGAAAAAUUCAGACAUAUUAGAUGAGAAAAGAAAAAUCCAAACUAGAAAUCAAUGUUGUGUUGAGUUAGUGCUUACCCUCGCAGUCUCAAUCUCCUUCCCAAAAAGACUUUUCAAACCAAAGAAUGGUGAAACCCUUAGGAGGUAAUGGUCUUCCUCUCUGCAUCUCUCUCUUCGUUUACCAGUAAACAAACAACAAAAACGUAUUUGAAAUAAUAAAUACUAUUGUUUUUUAUUUCUUUUUCUCUCUCUCUCUCUCUCUUAUUGAGUUUUGUUGAUUUCUUUGCUAUAGAAGGAACAAGAGAUGUCUCUAAUGUUGGUUGUAAAUCAGUUGAUCUCCUCCUAGCUUCUCUUGGUGGUCUUGCCGCCGCUGUAGCAGCUGCUUACGCCGGAGAAUUACUCCUUCGACGCCGGAAACUUGAUCAAGGUGCUUCCAUGGGGUAUAAAGAUGUCAAAAUCGCCCCUUUGAUUGAGAGGAAAGACUCAGGUCGACGAUCAAACCUAGAGAGAUUCUCCCACUAUGUUGCAAGGCAGCUCGGAUUUGAGGAUCCAAAUGAAUACCCACAACUAUGCAAAUUAGCAAAUGGAUAUUUGUUGAAAACAAAAGGGUAUGAUGAGAAUGUGGAUGAGUAUUUGGAGAAUGAAGCUGAGCGUGAUUCUCUCUAUGUUCAUCUCCUUGAAGAAUUUGAUAGAUGCAUUCUCACUUAUUUUUCUUUCAAUUGGACCCAAUCUUCCAACCUCAUCUCUCAGGCUUUAAGCGAUGAGUCGGAUCAGAAAGUUCCAAAACUCAAGGAUUUCGUGAUGGCAGCAACAAGGAAACAGAGGUUUGAGAGAGUAACAAAAGAUCUCAAGGUGAAAAGGGUAAUUUCGACAUUAGUAGAAGAGAUGAGAGUCAUUGGGAGCGGAAGCAGUGAGCCACACUGUACGGAAGUAAUGUCUCCGGUGGCUCAUAACAAACGAAGUCCCGUCCUUCUCCUUAUGGGCGGAGGAAUGGGCGCAGGAAAGAGCACCGUCCUCAAAGAUAUCUUCCUAGAGUCGUUUUGGUCGGAGGCACAGGCCGACGCGGUGGUUAUAGAGGCAGACGCGUUUAAGGAGACGGAUGUAAUUUAUAGAGCUCUUAGCUCUAGAGGUCACCACGAUGAUAUGCUUCAAACUGCUGAAUUGGUUCAUCAAUCAUCAACGGAUGCUGCAUCGUCCUUACUAGUAACAGCAUUGAACGACGGACGUGAUGUGAUAAUGGAUGGAACAUUGUCAUGGGAGCCAUUCGUCGAACAAAUGAUCGAAAUGGCAAGAAACGUCCACAAACAAAAAUAUCGAAUGGGCGAAGGCUACAAGGUGUCCGAAGAGGGGACGAUAACCGAAAAAUAUUGGGAAGAAGAAGAAGAAGAAACGAAAGAAAAUGGCAAACAACAAAAUCUGAAACCUUACAGAAUCGAGCUGGUCGGUGUGGUUUGUGACGCUUAUCUUGCCGUAGCAAGAGGCAUACGGAGAGCUCUAAUGGUGAAGAGAGCAGUGAGAGUGAAACCACAAUUGAAUUCACACAAGAGAUUUGCUAAUGCAUUCCCAAAGUAUUGUGAGCUUGUUGAUAACGCUAGGCUUUAUUGCACCAAUGCUGUUGGUGGUCCUCCAAGGCUUAUAGCGUGGAAAGACGGAAAUAGUAAGCUUCUGGUGGAUCCAGAGGAUAUUGAUUGUCUAAAACGGGUCAGCAGUCUCAACCCGGAUGCAGAAUCCAUUUACGAGCUUUAUCCGGAUCCAAGCCAAUUAAGCAAACCCGGUUCUGUUUGGAAUGAUGUUGUGUUAGUUCCAUCGAGGCCCAAGGUCCAGAAGGAACUUAGCGAUGCAAUCAGGAGAAUCGAAAAGGCCCAACCAAAAAAUUGAUGAUAUUUGUGAACUAGACCUUUGAAAUUAUCUUCUUCCUGAAUUUGUCAUUUGUUUCCGUCAGCUUUUUGGUUAAAUAAGUUAAUAAAAUGGUUUUUGUUGUGAGUUGACAUAGCUAGUGGAAUUGAGACCCAUAGUCAUUGGUCACGCACAUCAACCAAGAACAAAUUGCAGUCGAUAAACUAAUAUUUUGAUAACAGUUACGAC
Messenger RNA from Arabidopsis thaliana (thale cress), 2510 nucleotides. Its product is annotated as P-loop containing nucleoside triphosphate hydrolases superfamily protein. Gene Ontology annotation, cellular component: mitochondrial outer membrane. Gene Ontology annotation, molecular function: ATP binding; kinase activity; NAD+ kinase activity. The record is from RefSeq and is marked reviewed. Bases 861 to 2303 code for a protein of 480 amino acids. NCBI's taxonomy places the organism in Eukaryota, Viridiplantae, Streptophyta, Magnoliopsida, Brassicales, Brassicaceae. The transcript is spliced from 8 exons.